GGUAGCAGUGGGUAGACACUUCUCAUACAAAAACUAGUCUCUAUAUGUAGCAAUUGAUAUACAACCUUAUCCCUUAAGUAAUAAAGUGCAUUUUGGAUUGAUUUCACUAUAGCAGGGGAACCCGCGGAUCAAUACCACCAUACUAAAAAUAAUUGUUAGUGUCCUUAUGUUGGUAGUAUUGUUAGUUUGACAAAUGAAAAAAAAUGUCUGUCAAUUGAGUUUGAGUUUUAAACCGGCGAAUUGAUUCGUGUGAAGUUAUUUUUUCAGAUUUGGUGCAAUAUUACUGUAAAUAAACUUUUCUGUCGUUUACGUUGAGUUGAUUAAGUUCCUCCGUAUCGGGCGUGAUAAAGUUUGCUGUUCAGUGUUAUGUUUUUUGUGAGAUAGAGACUCUUUUAAAUAAGCUGUGUUUCAACUUCUACAGAAGUUUAAACUCUUAUUUACUUUUCUGUUUAAUGGGUAUGUUAUCUACUUACUUGAAAUAUUAGAUCUAUUACAAAUCUAUUUUUCAUUAAAAACAACCCUAUGUGAUGAAAAUGUAAAUGUACUUUCAAAACUGGUAAAUGCAUGAACCAGGGCAUUGACACUGGUUGGAGAGAAAUUAUAGGCUUUGUUUAAUUAAUACCUAUUUCAUUUUAGGCUUCUACUGAUAAUGGAGAGUAGAAACAACAAGAAGUGCGUUAUUUGUAAUAAGAGGCGAAGUCGUGGUGGAUCACCCUUACUUUUGAGUAGGUUUCCUCUGGAUUCUGACCGUUGUCGAAUGUGGGUUAAAAAUGCUGGCAUAGAAGACUUAGCAUAUGUACCUAUUGAAAAGUUACACCAACUGAAGUUUGUUUGUGGUGGGCACUUCACUCCUGAAUCCUUCAAUGCCAAAGGAACUCGGCUGAAGAACUCAGCUAUUCCAACACUGGAAUUGAGCAAUCCCAUCUUGCCAGAUGAAGUUUUGACAGAGUUUCCUCUUCAUGUAAAAGACUCCAAUAAAGAAAACCUCAAGACAGUUCUUUAUGAUCAUUCAUAUUGCAUUCCAAAGAAGUCAAAUCCAGUUGAACGAGUUCCCCUUACAACUACAACCAAACAACUAAAUUCAACAUGUUUGGGAGCUGUGGAUAUACCAGAUUCUGGUAUUUCUGCGAAAACAACUUUUGAACCUCUUCCUUCUACUUCCAAUGCACCAGAACAUAUGACCUAUAAACCCAUUACUCAUGAUGAUAAAAACAUUUGCCAUCAAGAUGCACAGGCAGAAAUAUUAGUCCACAGUUAUAAAAGACCUAAGAAAAACAUUGAAAUGAAAGACACUUCAUCAACAUUUACAAUUAAAGAGAAGAGGCUUUGGCGACAGUUACAAAAUGCAAAAAAAACAAUAAGGAAUAUAGCGAAGUCAAGAGUGAAUUUAGACAAGUUAGAUUCGGAAGUGCUGACAUCGUUAGUAAAGGAUGUAGUGCAGAAUAACAAAAAAAAGUCACAAGGAAAAAGGUGGACUUUAGCCAACAAAAUAUAUGCUUUGGCUAUAUUUAAACGGUCCCCUAAAGCAUACCGCUAUAUGCAAAAGCUGUUUACGCUACCAAGCACUAAAACGCUCCAAAGGAUUUAAAAAAAUAUACCAAUGGAGCCUGGUAUAAAUAAAAAUAUAAUUGAUAUGUUAGAGGCAAAAGCAUCAAGUAUGCCAAAGGAAAAUAAAUAUUGCUCGUUAAUAUUUGACGAGAUGGCGUUAAAGAAACGGAUAAUUUAUAACGAAAUUGCUGAUAAAGUGGAUGGCUACGUGGAUUAUGGAGAGGGCGAGAACAUGGGACGAGAAAAGAAAAUUGCAGACCAUGCGUUAGUGUUUAUGAUACAGGGUGCUAAACAUAAAUACAAACAAUAUAUUGCGCACUAUUUUGUGGAAGGCACAAUAUCAACAGCAAAACUGGCAAAAAUUAUAUCGGACAUCAUCAAAAAAUUAAAAGAAAUCGGAUUUAUGGUUCUAACAACAGUUUGUGAUCAGGGAUCUACAAAUAUAGGAGCUCUUAACAUGUUAAAAAGAAACUGUGGACAAGGCAUAGAUAGCAACUUUUUCUCUGUAAAUAAUGACAAAAUUUUUAUAAUCUAUGACAUCCCUCACUUGUUCAAAUCAUUACGAAACAAUUUCUUUAAAAGUGGAAAUAUGUCUUUCGAUGGAAAAAUUGCACAAUGGAGGCAUUUGGUAGUUGCAGAAGAACACAACAGAAAUUUUUUAAAUUUUAAAAAACUGAAUAGUACCAUUGUAAAUCCAACAUUCAAAACUAAGAUGAGGGUGAAGUAUGCUGCGCAUGCUCUGAGUAAUACCGUGGCAGCUAUUUUAAAAAUGAUGGCAUGGAAAGAAGUUUCUGAUUGCAAUGAUACAGCAUUUGUGAUUGAACAGUUAGAUAAACUAUUUGAUUGUACAAAUGGUCCAUCAUCUUUAAAUGACGUAAAGAAAGGGAUCCGGGAAAAUGUUUCCACAUCAAGUAAUCACAUUGAGUCUUGGACCUUUUAUACUGAUAAGUUAAAAACCAUAAAAUUUAUAACAGCAGAAAACACGAUACUAAAAAAUGUUAAAUGCGUAAAGGGAUAUCAAAUAUCUAUCAAAUCCUUAAACGAUAUUUGGGAAAAGUUAAAGAAUGAAGGGUUUAAAUAUAUGAACCUUAGACAGUUUAACCAAGACUCUCUGGGAAUCAUUAGGCAACACAGUGUAACCAAUAGAAAUCCCACUAUCACGCACUUUACUGCAGCGCUUAAAACAAGCAUGGUUACUGGGCUGAA
Molecule: messenger RNA, 2754 nt
Organism: Ostrinia nubilalis (European corn borer)
Lineage: Eukaryota; Metazoa; Arthropoda; Insecta; Lepidoptera; Crambidae
Exons: 6
Coding region: 650-1588 (312 amino acids)
Source: RefSeq, a predicted model, not a curated record